UACACAGCGGCCGUAAAAAAAAAUCAAAAAGCCGAAACCCUAAGAGAAAAACAGAAAUCACCCAAUUUCAUCACUUCCUGUCCUCAUUCUCAUUCAUUAUCCCCUUUCUUCUUCAACCUUCUUCGUCGCGCCAAACCCUCUGCGGAGAAAAAUAAAUUCAAACCUUUUUGAUUUCGUCUUCCUCAUUAUUCCUAGCAUUCAUUCUCUGUUUUACCAGGUUGUUAAUCUACUGAAGCUAGGAAGACCUUAUUUGCAUUCUCUUGCAUGAUUCAAAUUCGCGCCAUUUCACUUUUACGCAUGAGUCAAUUGACAAGAUAUCAAGAGCCUCGCCAGCACGAAGGUGCUGAAAGUCAUGUUUGUGGGAUUAGGAAAUGUACCACUGUGGGUGUCAUCGGUGAAGAAUCUUUAUCCACUUAAUAAUCACGACCUUUUGGCAAGGGAAAGCUUAAAUUUGCCUUGCUAGUUGCGUUUGGAGCUGCAAUUCUGCACUUGCCCAGAACUCUUUUUUCUUUCUUUUUUGCAUUUUUUACUAGUUCUUAAAGUUUGGAGGUUACAAUCAAAUGUCAGAAGGCAAUAUGGCAAUAAUUAAACCAGAGGCUAUGAAGUCUUAUAUUUGGAUACAAACUUCUGAUGGCUCAAUCCAGCAAGUAGAAGAAGAGGUUGCUAUGUUCAGCCCAAUGAUUUGCAGGGAAGUGCUACAAAAUAGCAUGGGAUCAACUAAGAACUGCGCUAUUUCACUUCCCCAACGAGUAAAUACAGCUAUAUUAAGCUUAAUACUCGAUUAUUGCCGGUUCCAUCAAGUACCGGGUCACUCUAAUAAGGAGCGUAAAUCUUUUGAUGAGAAGUUCAUCCGAAUUGAUACAAAAAGGUUAUGUGAGUUGACGUCUGCUGCUGACAGUUUACAACUAAAACCUUUGGUUGAUCUCACCAGCCGAGCUCUUGCUCGGAUGAUUGAAGGGAAAACACCUGAGGAGAUUCGUGAGACAUUUCACUUGCCUGAUGAUCUCACAGAGGAGGAGAAGCUGGAGCCUUUAAGAAACACAGCUGAUGAUCCGCGAAUCAGGCUGCUUAAUCGACUUUAUGCCAGAAAGAGGAAAGAAUUAAAGGAGAAGGAAAAGCAGAAGACUGCUGAGGUUGAAGAAGAGCGGGUGGACGAACGCUCAGUUGAUGAACUGUUGUCGUUUAUCAAUGGUGGAGGCGAAGAUUCGAAGGCGGCUAAAGCUCCUAAACAUAAAAAGAAAAACCGUAAAAAGAAAGAUCAGCCAAAAGACCCAUGUUUGAACAAUGGUAAAGAAAAGAAGGAAGCUGAUGCUCUUCCUUCUGCACGCUUAAAUGGUGAAAUCAGCAUCAGUUCUAGUCAGACUUCAGAAUUCCUAGAUUUAGCAGAUGACUUAACUAAAAUUGAUUUUGAUGAUGAUAUCGACGACGAUGAGCUAGACCCCGCGAUGAAGGAAGAACUUGAUAGGGAAGUAGAGGAUUUUGCUAGGAGAUUGAAUUCAGAUUGGCCCGAAAGAAUGCAGGAGAUCCUGUCAUUAGGUCAAGAAGGAAGGCUUGCUCCCAUUUCGUUGAAUGGAAACGGUUCCUUGAGGAGAUACCCUAGUAGGCUAGACCAGAGAUGAGUCCAUUUGCUUGGGGGUGGGUCCAGCGAUUCGAAAAAGCCUGUUGGCGCUAAGGCUACUUACAAAAAUAGAGAUUUCGAUGCUGUUUCCAAAGAUCUUGUAUGUAUGUUUUCUUGUUCUUUGGAAAUAUACUUUACUGAAAUUUUGAAUCCUCGGCGCAAGGACCUAUGUAAUGUUCAAAAUGAUAGAGAAAAAUGCAGGUCUUUAGUUUUUAACUUUACCAAAAUUCAAGUCAAAUAUAAGUAGUUUAGAUUUCCAAAUUUUGUCCUGGCCCCGGAGGUUCUUCUCUUGCAUGAAGCCGUCAACUUGAUAAGGCCGUCCGUGACGGAUUUGUUGUGGCUGGGGGUUAAUUCUAUGCAUCACAAAUUGAUAGGUGUACGGAUUUUUCUUUUCAUGAAUGAAAUAAAUAAUUUUAUAGGUACCAAUACAAGUUGUAACGCAGGCGGAUUUAAUUGUAUUUUCCUGGGGUUACAAUGUCAUAUGUUCAUACUUUGUA
Papaver somniferum (opium poppy) is the source of this 2115-nucleotide messenger RNA. Its product is annotated as SKP1-like protein 21. Gene Ontology annotation, molecular function: cullin family protein binding. The transcript has 10 exons. Lineage: Eukaryota; Viridiplantae; Streptophyta; Magnoliopsida; Ranunculales; Papaveraceae. Gene Ontology annotation, biological process: SCF-dependent proteasomal ubiquitin-dependent protein catabolic process. Gene Ontology annotation, cellular component: nucleus; cytoplasm. Bases 561 to 1619 code for a protein of 352 amino acids. The record is from RefSeq and is a predicted model, not a curated record.